Molecule: messenger RNA, 1021 nt
Organism: Hydractinia symbiolongicarpus
Lineage: Eukaryota; Metazoa; Cnidaria; Hydrozoa; Anthoathecata; Hydractiniidae
Exons: 5
Coding region: 308-850 (180 amino acids)
Source: RefSeq, a predicted model, not a curated record
AGAAACAAGAGAAAAAUAUAUUAUAACGUAAAACUUUAUUAAAACAAUAAUAUGCUAGACUAGUGAAUUUUCGAAAGCCUGGCGUAGAACAAUAUAACGAAAUCAACCAAUCAAAAGAGCUUCAAACAUACUCAAAUUCUAUUUGAGGCAUGAAAAAAUCUACUUGUCGAGUGUAGCUCGCUUUUUAUUUUUAGGCGAAGAAAAAAAAAACGUGCGUGAAAAGAGUUGAGUUUUGAUAAAACAUUUAUAAACAAGGAAUUACACUCCGAGAGAGACAUGAAAACAAGCAGAAGCGCUAGUCUUUCUGAUGAGUGGGAAAAAAAUAAUAUCUGAGAAAAAUAACAAGCUUUUGAAAAUGGAUCAACUUUGUGUCGCUUGUAAUAAACUUCAUCCUCGACAAAGUACAUCUUGCACAUGUGGUCAUGUGUUAAAAGAUAGCAUUACUGUUUUUAACGCAGACUUGGCAUAUCGAACUCGAAAAUCUGUGUCUCUUUCAAGUUGCUCCAGCUCUGAAAGUUCCUCACCAUCAUCAAAACAGGAAAAGGAAAAAUUUAACUUCACGCAAUUUCCACCUUAUUCAACCUCCAAGAAAACAAAAACAUGUAACUACAAUAAUAAUGCAAAUGAAAGUAACGUCAGGUCGGAAGUAAAGAAGAAAGCAUCGUCUAAAUUUCCACGAGUCAUAUACAGAUGUAAAAGUUAUAAAAAGGCGAAACCAUCGGAAAUGAACAAGCAAUUUGAUUUCUCCUUGUUUGAUUCUCAUGAUCCGUGCUAUCCAAAAGCUUUGACUGAUAUCAAUGAAAAGAUAGAGAGACAGAAUGCUUUGUAUAAAAUUCUUGGCUCGUUGUGACAGGAAUGUAUAAACAGCCGUCAGGCGUAUAACUUAAAACAUACACGCUUGUUCACGACAUUUUAUUUAGUAAAAGUAUUUAUAACGUUAAAAAUGAAAAAUGUAGAUAUUCCACGUCAUAAACGAUCCUGAAAGAAUCUUCUGAGUGCAAAUUAAAAAAAAAUUAUUUUA